UUAUUUCCUUGAGUACAACACUCUUUCUGUGUUUUUGGAUGAUUGCAUCAUUAUUAUUUUUUAACUUUUGUGCUAUAUGGCAGUUGCCCUUACAACAAUGCAGAAAUUUGUAUUAUAUUUUUGGGCAUGGUCUAUUUCCAUAUUACAAGGAACAUUACAUUCUUUGAAGAUUUAAAUAUUUAAAGUUUAGGAGUAUGCAUGGAGAUUUCAUAUUUAUUACAUUGAAUAGAGUUGCACUUUUAUGGAUUCAGCUAAGCACAGUAGCAUAUUAUCUGGUUAAAUCAUAUUGUUCAAGUUAUCAACGAACAUUGUUCAAUCAUUCCGUUUACACUUUAUUGUCGCCCAUAUACCAGUUUCCCUCUUGGUUCCUGGAUAAUCAGCUGGUUAGGUCAUAUAGUCACUAAAACUAGUUAAUUGACACCAAGAACAAUGGUAGGAAGGAUAAAUUUGCUAUUUUCCCUAGAGGAUACUUAUAUUUGUGCUAACCACAUAGAAACGAAGUAGUUAAUUGACACAGAGAACAAUGGUAAGAACUAGGAAGGAUAAAUCUAUAGAUCAGCUUUUUUCCAAAAUAUGCUCAAGGAAAGCACUGAAUUGUUUACUCUUGUUGUAUGCAUAUACAAAUUCUUGUCUUAUAUACGUGGUUUUUUUUCCGCAAAGAACCUUGUUCUAUCUCAAUCAUAUCACUUUUUACAGAUUUACUUACUAUGAUUGUGAUUACCUUUGAAGAUUCUACAAGCUUCACUGCUCAUUUUAUUUGGUGAAUUACUCUAAUAUGCAGAAGUUACUAAGAAAGUCAGGAAGCCCAAGUACUGGAAGCACCCCCCAACCGAUAACAGUGGCCCAGCUCAGGCAGAUGCGUGACGAGUUUUCGGACACGGCUCCUCACUAUGGUGGUCAGAAAGAAAUUUGGGAUGCCCUUCGAGCUGCAUCAGAAUCUGAUGUAUACCUUGCACAGGUUAUUGUGGAAAGUGCAGGCAUAAUUGUUUCUAAUGUUGAUCUGACUCUCUGGUAUGAUGAAAGGGGUGCUAAAUAUGAACUGCCCAAGUAUGUUCUGAGUGAACGAACCAACCUGAUCCAAGACAGCUGACAAGCAGCCCUAGAAAGACCUACUGACGUAAAAAAAACUGUAAAUGACUUCAAAUGCUAAAUUGAUCCCCUGCUUGAGUGUUCUGGUAAUUGAAGCACGCUUGAUGUAAGAUUUCAAGCAUGCUUCGGAAACUUUCAGCUUACAGCUCUUAUAUUGCUAGUAGCAUACAGUGUUCUCUUCGAUUUCUUCCAGUGUUUAGAUGAAGUUUUCCGUACCCUCCCUGUAUUGGUAUUGGUCCUGCUGUAUACAUGAGUCUGCUUAGAAGUAUUUGGAAUGAGUUAGAAUGCUGCUUAGACUAUUCUCGUUCCUUAUUGUGAUACAAGUUGGAGUAAGGUAUACAUUUCAGAAGAAACAUGCCACAUCUCUUUCAAAGAAUGAUGUUUCCAAUGGUGAAUGAAGUUGGUCUUGUAGCGUUGGCAGUCAUUAUCUGGUCUUGCAACGCAAAGUAAACGCAUGACGGGUAGGGAAUGAUGAUCGAAAUAUCUUAUGCUAGUUUUCCAUAUUAUGAUGUCCGGUGAUACUGGUAAUUUAUGAAACCAGGUAUAAUGUGGAGGUGGUAGUAAGACUGGAAUGUUACAUGUUCAUGACCUGAUGUCGAUUCAUGUAGCGGUGUGACAUGAAGUCUGAAGAAUCUGACCUGACUGAAGGCUUCCUCCGUGCCCCUCAUCAUUGCCACCAGGUCUGGAUCUACCUCACCAUCUACACUAUUGCUGCUUUUCAAGUUGCUAGCGACGGCGUUCCUCCUCUCGCAGAGCGCCGACUGGCACGCGGUGGCCGGAGGGAUGGGUAGUCCGGUAGACUACGGCCGUCUCUAUGCGAGUGCACGAAACAGCAAAGCGAAGGCUGCAAGUGCUAAAGAAAAGUUCAAGAAUCCAUCUGUAAGCCACAAUUUAAGUAUCUUAUGCUUCUGAACCCGGAAAAGCGUUCCGGUAAGGAGGGACGAAAUAAAACGAACGAAAAAUGUGUAGGAAACGGAUAGUAUGUUUUGAGUGAACGAGCCAAGAUGCUAAAAGAAUCCCCUGCUCGAGUGUCCUGAUAUUCGGAGAAUGCGUGAUGUAAAAGAUUUCAAGCAUAUACUUCAGUAACUGUCAGCUUGCAGUGUUCUUUCUCGACUAUUUUUGUUCCGGCGUUUAGAUUAUUAUUUUUCUGGUAGCCUCCCCUCUAUUGGUCCUACUGUAAACAUGAGUCCCUCU
Phragmites australis (common reed) is the source of this 2283-nucleotide messenger RNA. RefSeq lists its product as uncharacterized. The record is from RefSeq and is a predicted model, not a curated record. NCBI's taxonomy places the organism in Eukaryota, Viridiplantae, Streptophyta, Magnoliopsida, Poales, Poaceae. Bases 776 to 1090 code for a protein of 104 amino acids. The transcript is spliced from 3 exons.